Messenger RNA from Micropterus salmoides (largemouth bass), 2577 nucleotides. Its product is annotated as sodium/bile acid cotransporter-like. Gene Ontology annotation, biological process: bile acid and bile salt transport. NCBI's taxonomy places the organism in Eukaryota, Metazoa, Chordata, Actinopteri, Centrarchiformes, Centrarchidae. Gene Ontology annotation, cellular component: membrane. Gene Ontology annotation, molecular function: bile acid:sodium symporter activity. The coding region runs from base 118 to 1155 and encodes 345 amino acids. The transcript is spliced from 6 exons. The record is from RefSeq and is a predicted model, not a curated record.
GGCGACACAAGAAUGUGAGGGGAGAGAGAAACCAGUGUGUGAGUGAGCACAGUGCAGUCGCAGAAGUUGGCUUAAAAUAAGGUGAAAGCCACAGUACAGUAAACACACAGUGCUGGGAUGAGUGCCACAAUGAAUGUGACAGAAAUCUAUGAGGGGAUAGCUACCAUCCAUAACGAAGGAAAUGUCUCUGUCAAUGGAAGCAUGGAGGUCCAGUUCAUCUCCCCCCUCUUAAACAAAGCCAUCAAUACGCUCUCCAUAGUUGUGCUCUUCAUCACCAUGAUAUCCCUUGGCUGUACGAUGGAGAUUUCCAAAAUUAAAACCCAUCUCCUCAAGCCAAAAGGAGUGGCCAUUGCACUGCUGGCCCAAUUUGGCAUCAUGCCCCUGACUGCUUUCUGUCUAGCCAAACUCCUACAGAUGCCUCCCAUCAAGGCUGUGACUGUGCUCAUCUGCGGCUGCUGUCCGGGCGGAAGCUUGUCAAACAUUUUAUCCCUGGCCAUGAAGGGUGACAUGAACCUCAGCAUCGUAAUGACCACUUGUUCCAGUAUCGUGGCCCUGGGUAUGAUGCCUUUACUGAUCUACAUCUAUUGCAAAGGCUUCCCCGGGCUAGAAAACGCUGUACCAUACGUUGGCAUCAUCAUGAGUCUCGUGUUCACUCUGCUGCCUUGUGCCACUGGCAUUGUCAUUAAUCACUACAAACCAAACUACACUCCAGUCGUCAAAAAAACCGGUCUCUGCAUCCUGAUCAUCGCCAGCGUGAUAAUGUUCAGCCUGUCUUGUAUCGCCGUCAAAGACACACUAUGGAUGGUCCUCACACCUGAUAUUCUGACCGUGGCUGCACUGAUGCCACUGAUCGGCUAUAUGCUGGGAUAUAUCAUGUCUGUCUUAUGCAGACUCAGUCCAAAAUGCAGCAGGACCAUCUCCAUGGAAACAGGGUGUCAAAACAUCCAGCUGUGUGUUGCCAUCCUAAAGGUGGCCUUUUCCCCACAGGUCAUUGGACCCAUUUUUCUCUUCCCUCUGAUCUACAUCGCAUUCCAGUGUACCGAGGCCCUUCUUAUGUGCCUGUGCUUCAGAUGUUACCAAAGAUUCAAGCCACCAGCUGAGGAUAAAAUAAUAUUCCAGAGUAUAGAGGUUAAACAAGAGGUGGCAAAACCGUGACAGCAUCACAGAUGACAACCCAGUGCUGGAGAGGGAAAUGAAAGAGAGCUGCAUCCUACCCACAGAGGCUGCAGCUAUCCAGCGCCCUCACUAUCUCUGGGUCAUCUGCAUAUUCCUCACUCAGGCCUGUGAUGCUAACAGAAAGAUUGUUGAGAAUGUGCAGCCACUAAUACUUUAAUCAUCAUUUACUUGAUUGAGUCUAUACAAUGUAAAUUACAGUCAGUGCAUGUUUAAGUAGAAAGUCAAUGAUUAAUAAUGACAUUUUGUAUUUAUAUUUUUGUAUUCUAAAUAUCUGGUGCGAGGCAGUUUGAAUAUAUUUUAGCAAAUUUUAUAUGAAUGAAUGAGUUUAUAAAAAUCACAAUGAUCGAUGUGUCAUUUGGUCUUUUGAGACGGGAGAGUUGUGCUGUGCGUUACUAAAUAUUUGGACAUAAAUAUGUCAGACCUCAGAGGAAAGUCAAGCUCAGAUGUUUCAAAGAUGCAGAAAGCACUCGAAUGAAGAAAGAUACAGGCAAUUUGAACACCUCAAAUAAUAUUUAAUCAAAAUGGCCACAUGGUAUAUACAGAGUAAACUUAACUUAAAACUUUUUACAUAUAUUAAAAUACCAUCUUCACAAACAAAAACUAAUCCAUUCCUCAGUCCAAAAGUAAAUUCAAUGGACAGUCAAACAAAGCGAACACAGACAUUACACUAAUCUGUACACUUACUCAUUUUUGUGUUGGAUCUUCACAACCAUGUUUACAGUGUCACAUAACGUGCCUGCAGUAGAGUUAAAAUGGAAGAGGCAAAGUGAAAAGAACUACAUUUCUAAGAGCUGUGGAAGCAUUAAAAAAAAAGCCAAAGCUGGUCAACAGCGUUCUGGACACAAAUAAAUUAAAUACACAUUUCAGUUUCCAAGACUUAAAAAUAGAAAUUUCCAAGCAGCCUGCAUAAAUUAAAAAGAACAAUAUUUUCUGGUGUACAAGUGAUGUGUCUGACAAAGCCACACAUAUUACACUAAGCAGUGGAGGCAUUUAACUGACAUUCAUUUUUGAAAUUCCUUAUUUGACAUAUUAUAGAUACCUGUGCAUAGAAGUGGAAAGCUAAGGCCAUUGGGGCAAGGGUAUGAGUAUGAAGAGAAUACAUGUGAACUCUUUGCAAGGAUGAAAUGUGCUGAAUACAGGCCUGAAACAACAAGUCUCUUAAAGUGUUUGCCCUCAGUCCAAUGAAAUAUGCAGCAGAGUGAAACUCAUGGGUGGACAAGAAGCCUUAAACUGUACAGUGAUGUAUGAAAUGGCAUGAGUCAUGAUUAAUAACACCUUAAAUAAUGAGACAAAACAAGACACUGAUGAGAUAUUUAGCUCCCAAAAUGAGCAGCUUUGCCCAUUCAUUCAGUCUGUAGCUGUACAUACAUAGUGAAGGAAUUCCUAUAAAAAAAAAAAAAA